Messenger RNA from Spirodela intermedia, 126 nucleotides. Lineage: Eukaryota; Viridiplantae; Streptophyta; Magnoliopsida; Alismatales; Araceae. The record is from the annotation of a GenBank genome assembly.
AUGUGCACGUUGGCUCCGCGCCCGUCGAUGGUCUUGUGGCUGUUCACGAGCAGCUCCUCGUUCAGUCUGAUGAUCAUGUCGCCGGCGAAGACGAUCCACAGCGGCUCCUCCUGCACCGCCGCGUGA